Molecule: messenger RNA, 7332 nt
Organism: Numida meleagris (helmeted guineafowl)
Lineage: Eukaryota; Metazoa; Chordata; Aves; Galliformes; Numididae
Gene: JAKMIP2
Product: janus kinase and microtubule interacting protein 2
Exons: 22
Coding region: 383-2929 (848 amino acids)
Molecular function (GO): microtubule binding; kinase binding
Source: RefSeq, a predicted model, not a curated record
GCAGGAGGCCGGCAGCGGCCGGGGCUGGGCGCUGGAGCCGCCGCGGCAGCAGGAAGAUGGAUGCCCCGCACCCGUCCUUCGCCGCUGAGCAUCCUCCCCUGUCCGCGGCACGUAGACGCAUGAAGAGAACAUUUACUGGCAAGAGGAGACCAUCUAUGUAUUUCAUGACUGUGUAUGUAUUACUUACAAGAUGUCCAGCAGAUCUCCUAAGUGACUAAUAACAACAAUUUCCUCUGUGAAGGGCUUCCAAAGCAGCUGAGGACAGAAUCUUAAGGAAUGCCAUGCAGUAAGCGCUAAACGAACUGGCACAGAAAGGAUCAGAAAAAGAUGGCAGUCUAUAUUUGAAAUAAUUAAACAUAUGGACUCUCACUGAUAAGAAAUCAUGUCAAAAAAAGGACGUAGUAAGGGCGAAAAGCCUGAGGCACUGAUUGUAGCCCUACAGGCUGCCAAUGAGGAACUCAGGACCAAGCUAACAGACAUUCAAAUUGAGCUGCAUCAGGAGAAGUCUAAGAUUGCUAAACUAGAAAGAGAGAAGACUCAAGAAACAAAGCGUAUCCGUGAAGUGGAGCAGCGCAAGCAGACUGUGCAAAUCACAGAGCUAAAAGCCAAACUCCAUGAGGAGAAAAUGAAGGAGCUGCAGGCCGUGAGGGAGAACCUCAUCAAACAGCAUGAGCAGGAGAUGACACGGAUGGUGAAAGUUCGAGACAGUGAAAUCCAACGUCUCAAGUCAGCGCUGUGUGCACUGCGGGAUGGUAGCAGCGAUAAAGUAAGGACAGCGCUGACUAUUGAGGCUCGUGAAGAGGCCAGAAAACAGUUUGACUCUGAGCGCCUUAAGCUUCUGCAGGAAAUUACUGAACUUAAGUCUGCCAAAAAGCAGGUAGAUGAGGCCUUGAACAAUAUGAUCCAAGCUGACAAGAUCAAAGCAGGUGAUCUUCGAAGUGAGCACCAGUCCCACCAGGAAGCCAUUUCUAAGAUCAAAUGGGAGAGUGAGAGGGAUAUUCGCCGCCUGAUGGACGAGAUCAAGGCUAAAGAUAGGAUCAUAUUUUCCUUGGAGAAAGAACUGGAGACACAGACGGGCUAUGUGCAGAAGCUGCAGCUGCAGAAAGAAGCUCUGGAUGAACAGCUUUUCCUGGUGAAGGAGGCAGAGUGUAACAUGAGCAGUCCCAAGAGGGAGAUCCCAGGAAGGGCCGGAGAUGGCUCAGAGCACUGCAGCAGCCCUGACUUGCGCAGGAACCAGAAAAGGAUAGCAGAGUUGAAUGCCACAAUCCGGAAACUGGAAGACAGGAACACGUUGCUCGUUGAUGAACGAAAUGAACUGCUGAAGCGUGUCCGAGAAGCUGAAAAACAAUGUAAACCUCUCUUGGAAAAGAACAAGUGCCUCACAAAGAGAAAUGAUGAACUGAUGCAGUCUUUGCAGCGCAUGGAAGAUAAACUCAAAGCAGUGACUAAAGAAAAUAUAGAAAUGAGAGAAAAAAUGACAUCACAUCCUCCUCUAAAGAAACUAAAAUCUCUCAAUGACCUGGAUCAGGCUAAUGAGGAACAAGAAACUGAAUUUUUAAAGCUUCAGGUCAUAGAACAACAGAACAUAAUUGAUGAAUUAACAAGGGACAGGGAAAAACUCAUUCGUCGCAGAAGGAGUAAAAGGAGUUCAAAACCAAUUAAGAGACACGUGAUAGAUACAGUUUUGGGGUAUGAUGAUGAUUCCAUGGACUCCGAAACAUCCUCUGUGGCCUCAUAUAGAACAGACAGAACACCAGCAACUCCAGACGAUGAUCUGGAUGAGAGUUUAGCUGCAGAAGAAUCAGAGCUGCGGUUUCGACAGCUGACAAAGGAAUAUCAGGCCCUGCAGAGAGCUUAUGCGCUACUGCAAGAGCAAACAGGAGGCGUCAUAGAUGCUGAAAGAGAAGCCAAGGCUCAAGAGCAGCUCCAAGCUGAAGUCCAGAGAUACAAAGCCAAAAUAGAAGAUCUGGAGAAAACUUUAGCACAAAAAGGACAGGACUCGCACUGGGUGGAAGACAAACAGCUUUUCAUUAAGAGGAACCAAGAGCUUUUAGACAAGAUAGAGAAACUGGAAGCAGAAAACAACCGUCUGCAACAGGAGCUGCAGGAUGCCCGGGACCAGAAUGAGCUGCUGGAAUUCCGCAACCUGGAGCUGGAGGAAAGAGAGAGACGGUCGCCACCGUUUAAUCUCCAAAUUCACCCAUUCUCCGAUGGUGUGAGUGCUCUACAGAUAUACUGCAUGAAGGAAGGGGUUAAGGAUGUCAGCAUCCCAGACCUCAUAAAGCAAUUAGACAUCCUAGGUGAUAAUGGGAAUUUAAGAAAUGAAGAACAAGUGGCCAUAAUUCAAGCUUCCACUGUAUUGUCUUUGGCAGAAAAGUGGAUUCAGCAGAUUGAGGGAGCCGAGGCUGCUCUGCACCAGAAGAUGAUGGAACUGGAAAGCGAUAUGGAACAAUUUUGCAAAAUAAAAGGUUAUUUGGAGGAAGAAUUAGACUACAGGAAGCAAGCUCUUGACCAAGCAUACAUGAGGAUCCAGGAGCUUGAAGCCACCUUGUACAAUGCUUUGCAGCAAGAAACAGUGAUAAAGUUUGGGGAACUGCUCACUGAAAAACAGCAGGAAGAGCUAAGGACAGCAGUAGAAAAGCUAAGACGCCAGAUGCUGAGGAAAAGCAGAGAAUAUGAUUGCCAGAUUCUUCAGGAGAGGAUGGAGCUGCUUCAGCAGGCUCAUCAGAGGAUCCGAGAUUUAGAAGAUAAAACUGACAUCCAGAAGAGACAAAUUAAGGAUCUGGAGGAAAAGAGCACCCGACCACACAGAUUUGUCCCUAGAAAGGCAAAUGCUUCCAACCCCAAAAUGAAGAGAACGUUGUUUACACCUAUUAAAAAAAAAAAAACAACAACCUGUAGCCAAGACUGCAACCACCUUGUAUUUUAAAGCCAUCACUCAAGAUUCAUUAAUGGACAGUUCCUGUCUAAAGCUAUGAUAUAUGCUGCAUCUAAUGAAAUUCUAUAUGUUGAAAUUACAGAAGGGGAAGAAAUACAAACUGUGAAUCUACAUCACUAAAGGAAAACUUAAAGGGAAUCAGCACGGCUCCACUUCCAGCUGAUCAAGUCAGAGUGUGUCUUGGGCAUGGAACCAAAGUUACAACAGAAAAAUCUAUCCCUGCUGUGCAGGGCAGUUGUUUAAAUGUGACGCUGUCAUCCCACAAACAGAUCAAAAAAUAAGAGGAAAGAGCAGGAGAAACAGUUAGGAUGUGCAGAGAGAUAUUGGCCGUAAAGCGUUCAGUUUGGACUGUCUGAUUUUCUCACUGCAGAGACUCUUUCUCUCUCCCUUUGGUUUUCACCUCAGGAACAAUGACAGCUGCCAUGUGGAGGCAAAAAAAAAAAAAAAAGAAAUGUAUUCUGGCUUAUUGCACUAUGGGCAGGACAAGACACCAUGUUUUGUAUUUGAGAUCAUUAUAAGGCAACAUUCUACAUGGCAGAGUAAGGGAAAAAUCAGAUGUUGUGCGUAAGGAGUGUUUCUGACAGAGCUGUAGCCUUCUCUCUUCAUACUCCCUGCAUGAAGAAAAGCCUGUCCUUUGUCAGGUACUUCUCAGACUUCCAUACUUGGUUUCACUGAAAUAAUAAUGUACUGAGGAUCACUGGAUUGAACCUUCAGAGUGGCUUCUGAGGAAAAAAAAAAAAAAAAAGAUGUUUUCAAGGGGAAAGGAAAGAAAGCAAUCCCCAGUGUCCAUGUCGUAUGAUCCACGAAGCAUUAGCUUUCAGAUAUUUUGUUCCAGCUUGGAUCCGACUGAGUGUAAGAAAGCCUUAUAAAUAUUUUGGUUUGGCUUGUCAAACUGAUUUUGUUAGCUGGCUUCCUGACCAAGAACACAUUUACCAAAUAAUGGGGAAAGCCAUGUAAAAGCAUCCUUACUGGAUAUGAGAAGAAGUAUCAUAAGUCUGUUUAGAUUUUUCUGUAAUUAAGAAUAACUAGAAGUCAUUUCCAUUUCAAAGCAUUAGGUAUCUCUCUCCUGACAAAGUCUGGAACCCAGUCCUGGUGUCUCCCUAAGGCAAGCAGUGCCCUCAUAGCUGCAUGUCCCUUUAGCCAGUAAGAAGCAAACCCCAAGGAGAGUUUACACCUGCAACAAACCCUGCCAAGCUCUUGUGUCUGUUGGAAGCGAAGCUGCAUCCAUCUUCCCCUUCCUCAUGGUGUGCUGCAGGAGCUAGGCAUGGCAAUGCACUUCUCUGUGCCUCUGUUUUUAUUUCCCUGGAAACAGAGUCUUGCCUGUGCAGACUUCAGGUUCCUGUGGCAGAGCUUAUUUGAGCUGUGUCUUCCUCAAUGGAGCCUUAAUUUCAGCUGGGAAAAAAUGGAUUUCCAUAUAACAAUGUGGAAGACAGCCUGUGCAUUACUUAAACCUUCAAAAGAGGGCUCAUGUUUUAAAUUUUACGCACACAGACUCUGCAUACCAGAAGCUUUAGAAGUGCUUUACAAAGAGUCUUGCCUUUGCUUGUUCAUUUUCCUCAGAUGGAGCAACUGAGGCACAAAGCAGUGUAGUAACUUGCACAGCAGCUCAGCAGGGCAAAAGCUAUUCCUUGGCUAUAGCAGAAAUUAAGUUCAUCUAGUACAGAGGAUGCCUGCCCCUCAGAGAUACUUUGGAGCCAGAACAGCUUUUACUCAUUAAUGUUCAUAGAUCAGCACUGGGCUUUGUCCAGAGACUGAGGGCAUCCUCAUUUCUUGCAUGUCUGGAAGUUGUGUUGAGCCCUCCAUUAAAGGUUAGCAGCUACUAGCAACUUUCUGCUCCUUAAAAUUAAUUUAAAUUGCAAAAUGAACAGAGCUGUUUGAAGCAGUCUGUUUUAGUCAAGGGGUUUACUGAAUUCUGCACUAGCUAUAUGUUUGGCCCCUUUCUAUUUUACUUUUUUUUUUUUAAACAGGCUAGUAGGCAGGUAUGUUACAUGAAUGCUGGUACGUUGCAUGCUCUGUGUUCAAACUUCUUCCCCCUGCAGAAGAAUCUAUGGGUAAGGUUGGCCCAAACCUAUCACGUGUGCUUUCCAAGGGUGCUGCUGCCAAUUCAGUCAUGAAGCUUUGAGUCAGGCCCUUUGAGAGCCUCCUCCCACACCUGUGGCACACUGGGAUCACUUUGCAAUUUUUUGUUAACUACAAAGAGUUUUUUUCCAGUCUGGUUAUUCCCUCUUCCCUUGUUGUGUUGUUUGUUUUUUUUUUUUCCCUUGCUGGAGCACAAGUUCAUUUCAUACCACUUGGCUGCAGCAGUAUGUGUCUUGUCCUCAGACAUUAUAAUGCCAGGCUCAUCUAAAGAAGCAUGAGCGGCAUGUGUUUUCCAUGGCUCUGCAAUAACUUCCAUCUCUGCUUUGGUUCAAAAAAAUGAGUGCUGGAAGUGUUUGUUAUAGGUAAUCACAGGGCAGAAGCAUAGCUUAGAUAACAUUAUCUAGUUUUAGAACAUACCUCGCUGAUUCUGUGACAGAAUUCAUUACUUAUGAAUUCUGAGCUGUGCUGUGCGCAUCUUGCGUUUGUUUCUCUUGCCUGAUUUCCCCUCCCUUACUCUUUCUUAUUACGUAUGCAUGCAGGUGCUGCAUUUCCAAGGGCUUAGGGAGGGGUGGGAGAUGGCAGAGCACCCACAGGUUACUGUGGUGUGACAUGUAAAUGGUUGCAAACUAGAAAGAUUGUUGGAGUCACUCCAGAGAGCUGAACAACAGCAGCUUUAUUCUCCUUGCAGCAUAACGUGAGCCAUGCCUAAAACACACUCGUUGAUAAAAUACAAACUUCCUACUGUCAGCCUGAUAAAAAUGAGUUGGAUAAAGAAUGUUUGGAGAUACAUAUGUAUCUAUAUUAUAUAUAGAGAUACAUAUAUAUGCCAUCUGUCUGGUCCCUAUUGUAUAUAGGAAAUCAUUGAUAUAACUUAUGAAAGUAUAUUUCUGACCUUGGUAUGGGGAAUUCAGUGUAGACUUGUUUAGCUACAGCAGCUGGUAUGCGCAUGGUUUAGUUUUACAUCUUAUGUGCAACUUCUUUGUGGUUCAGUUUUUCCUUUUUUCUUUCUUUCUUUUCUUCCUUUUCAUUCUUUUUCUUUUUCUUCCACCAACCAUUCUUUGUCCUGAAGCUGUCAUCCAAGGCUUCCUGUUUUUCCUGAUAUUUGCUGAGGCAAGGUAUUGAGAGUCCUCCCAAAUGAGUCUCUGCAGCCUCUCCCUCAAAUCAACUAGCAAACCCACAGCAAUUUAUUUCAGUUUUUGAGGACUGUAAACAUAGCACUGAUUCCACCCAUCUAUGCUAGGGCAGGACUACAGCACUCCGCAACUUCCAAACCAUCACAGCAGUAGAUGAGGCAUGUGCAUGAUGAAAGUCAGCUGAACAAAAAUCAAACUUGCCACUUUUUCUCCCCUUUUUCCACCAAAUCCGGAGAGUUCAAAGGCACUUCUUUCAAUUCAAGCACUUCAGACAAAGACCUAGUUGGUGAGAUUAAUUUAGGCAAUUGGGUUUGAGACAGAAAUAAGGCUUCUUGCAGUAUUACCAGCCUGGCUCACAGCUCCACUCUCAUUGGCAUGCCUGGAGACCCAUGUAGAUUUUCUUUUAUUUUUUUUUUUGUACACACACUCCAUUUUCCAACUCCCGGCCGUCAUCUCAGUGGGGAAUAUCCUCUGAACCUCCAAAACUUUUGGUUUCAUGGCACCCCAUGAGGACCCGAUAGGCCAGGCUUCUUCUCAUUAGGGCGAGGUUCAAUGAACAGCCAUACAGUUGCUGAUGAGUGAAAGUUUUUUCGUUUGUCUGUUUUUCCCUGCCCUGUUUCACAUCAGCACCUGUUUUUAGAUAUACUUUUUUUUUUAUUGUGUUUACUCCAGAACAGAAGUGUAAAUGACUUGGCAGAACGACCCUUUGAUAAACACUGGACACGUAUCUGUAUUAUAUGUAUUAAUGUGUAGAAGAGAAUCCUUAUUGUAUGUAAAGUUUUAUGAAUGGUUAUUUUUUAAUUUAUGUAUUUAAUAUAGGAUUCGAUGACCUCUGGUGUUUUAGUUUGUAUAAAGAAAAAAUAAUACAGCAGCAUUUUUAAAAAAAUCUCACUUUACAUUCACAGAGAUGUUUAGUGUCUGUCUGGAAUCUGUUUGGAGGUACACGUGGCAGAGCCCUAGCUCAAGCUGCCCAGAGAGGUGGGGGAGUCUCCUUCUCUGGAGAUACCCAAACCCGCCUGGACGCUUUCCUGUGCAGCCUGCUGUAGAGAACUUGCUGUGUGGGAUUGGGCUGGGGAGCCCCAGAGUCCCUUCCAAGCCCUGUGGCUCUGUGACUCUGUGCCAUGUUGAGGCCAAACAACUAAGAUACGUGGAACGUACCUUCCUGGCCUGCUCUCUGAUGUG